ACCAGAGGAGGAGGAAGAAGCGAAUGACGGGAGAGGCGGAACAACGUCUCCAGUAGCUGCGUCGUUGAGUAUGGAAACGGUUGCUGCAGCAGCUGACGGUGAGCACCAAGUGCAACAAAGCAUUGAGGCUUCCGCUGAAAACAACGGCGUACAGUCCACUGGAACCAGAACCACCGGCGCGGAGGAAAGCCUCAUCCUCGAGGCAGGGGGCAGCGAUUCCGAGAGAACAAUGAGCUCAGACAGCAGCCUCACUCCUUCAAAGAGUGACGCCGAAACAACAUCCGCGGAGGACACCGACGACAUCUCUCGCAUUGAAGGAGCCGAAUUCUCUUUUGAGGACGGCAAGGAAGUUCCACGGACGGUUGAAACCGCACCGGAGAAUACAAACACAACGCCUGGGGAGACCAAGAUCCCAUCGGAGUCUAACGCAACAACACUCUCGGGCCAUGGCAUUUUGCUUGAGCACGGGCAUUACAGCGAAUUGUCGGCCAUGUAUCUAAUUGCUGAGAGCACCGUGCAUGGGUGUGUGUCUCGGGUGUUGUUGCUGCUGCUUCUGGGGCUGUGGGGCACUGCAGCUCUCUGCUGA
Molecule: messenger RNA, 586 nt
Organism: Trypanosoma cruzi
Lineage: Eukaryota; Euglenozoa; Kinetoplastea; Trypanosomatida; Trypanosomatidae
Product: trans-sialidase, putative
Exons: 1
Source: RefSeq, a predicted model, not a curated record